Molecule: messenger RNA, 12570 nt
Organism: Drosophila gunungcola (fruit fly)
Lineage: Eukaryota; Metazoa; Arthropoda; Insecta; Diptera; Drosophilidae
Product: mucin-5AC
Exons: 12
Coding region: 1755-7592 (1945 amino acids)
Biological process (GO): negative regulation of DNA-templated transcription; regulation of transcription by RNA polymerase II
Cellular component (GO): histone deacetylase complex; transcription regulator complex
Molecular function (GO): transcription corepressor activity
Source: RefSeq, a predicted model, not a curated record
UCAGCAAUCGGAAAAGGUUUGAAAAACUUGAAUGAGCAUACCCCUUUGCAUAAAUAGGUUCUUUAACCUGUCGAGUCUUCACUGUAGAUGUUAUUCGAAAACUGUUGUUUUUAAGCGGCAAAGGCAAUCGUUAUCAUCAGUGGUCGGCGUCGUCUGCCUGCCAGCCCGCCCGCUCGUCUCGAUCGAUGUGAGAUCGCUCCGCUCGUCCCUUUCUGUUGAUGUUGCUGUUUCUGCCUGCCGCAUCCGCCAGCCUUUUUUUUCCGAACACGCGAGCUCUUCACGUGAUCGCUGCUGAUUGUGGCCUGUGCCCGGUGCCCCGUUUCUAUUUCGGGCUUCCAGUUAAGUCAUAAACGCGGGCUAAUUACCCUUAACCGGAAAAGUGAUUUGAAUGUGCGCGCCAGCAGCCGCUGUGACUGCCAAACCAUCGGAUUCCAUCUGCAGUUCCCAGCGAGGAGAUGGCGCAAGCGCCAGCAUCGCAUCAAAACAAUGAGCAAAUGAGCAGGAACCAACGGCCGUUUGUAUCUGCAUCUCGCUUCCGCCCACCGCCUCAGAUGUAUCUCAAAUUGGGGGAAAACCUGAGAGCGAGCGAGAGUAUCUCGCAGUACGAGUAUCUCAAUCUCGGAAAGCAUCCAUCCAUCGGCAUCCAUCGGUUUUUGGGAUGCUGAGCGAGAGCUUCUGCUUUGGCAACGCGCACUUGGCCAAAAUAGUUGUUGGUUCGCAUGCAAAACGUUAAAAUCGCAUUAGCUGAAAGACAUUUUUAUACCAACGGCGCGUUUUUAAUUUUUUCUACACCACAACAACACAGAAAACAAAAAAAUUAAAUAUAAUAGACAACGUAGAUGGCAGAAAGUAAAACAAAAAAGCAACGAGCAAAGCUAAACUAUACUUUUAACGUUUAAAAAUUCGAUGCGUAUACAUAAGUAUAAAUAAAUAAGCGCGUGUAUAAAUGAAUACAUAUAAUAAAUGAUAUUUCAAUAAUUUUCAAACAACACAAAAGGUUCGAGCAGCGUUCUGUGAAAAAAAAGGAAUGAAAAAUCAAGAAAGAAAAGUGCUGGUGAAAAACCAAUUAACCAAGAAACAAGAAUAAGAUGUUAGGAUGUAAUCGAAAAAAGCGUGCCAAGCCGUCCUCUUUACAAAGAAUCAACCCUCAGCUAAAGUAAACUACGACUUUUUAAAGUUAUAAACCUUGAAAAGGACAAAAACGAAACGUUGGUAGAAUAGCAGAACAAGGAGUGACUUGUGUGUGUUUGUUGUGUACAUAAAGACGGAAAGUAUGUGAAAUCGAGGUGCUAAAAUGGCCGCCCUCUUGCCUCUGGCCCACCUUUUGUGUCCGUGUGAAAUGCGUGUGAAAUAAAACAAAAAGAAAGGAAAAAUUGCGAAAAAAAAACACGAAACAACUACUACAAUCAGCGACGGUGGAAUAGCGAUUCAAUGUCACAGUCAGCGAGCAGCAUCUAUGUGCCCAGCUACGAAUACAGAUACAGAUACUGGCGCCCAUAUACAGAUACCCACACCCACACAUAUGUAUACCGCUCACUUAUGUAGAGAAAAAGCCUUAGCCGCAGAUUAGUGAGCCAGUUUCAAGGGGCAAGAGACGAGAGACAACGAGAGAAAGUCAAGACGAGUACGACAAUCAACAUACAUCAUACGCACCGUGGGACGCGGCGCAAAACGCAAAUGCAGCCCCCGAUCGAUCGGUACCCAAAAGCAUCCACCUGCCAUUGACGACUUUAAGCAGCGCGCCGCGCGUGUUGAUGUGCAGCGCAUCCGUGGGCACCGAAGGAUCCGUGACUCUGCAACUGCGGGAUGCAAGUGCCUUGGAGACAGCCACGGCCACGAAAACAGCAGCCCCACCAUCAGCGACAACGUCACCGAAUGGCGCUUCAAGUGCGCCAGCGUCGACGCUAGAAAAUGCGCUGACCAUCGGCUAUCCGGAUCCGGAAAUGUUGGCAGAUGUCUUGGGCACCAUUCAAACAGCCUCUCUCAAGAACAACAACUCAAUCACAGCAGCAACUUCAAGCAAUAGCUCGGCCAAGUCGGCCAGCAGCAAUCAUCUGAAUAAUCCCAACAAAAUAACGAUAACCAGGCGCAGUGUGCAAUCGGUUAGCACCUCCACGAGUUCGGGCAUUGGUACCAAUUCAAGCAAAAUCAAUACCUCGUACAUCAAGAACUGCUUGAUUCGCAGCAGCAGCUGCAGCAACACGGUCACCAAUGUCACCACAUUGGCGCAGAUUAUGAGCAACAGCAGCACGAGCAGCGCCUCCAGUUUACUCAAUCAGCACCACAAUAACAACAGCAACUGCAGUAAUAGUAGCAACUUCAGUACCGCCUCCUCCGUGGGCAGCAGCAUCAGUGUCGGCAGCAACAGCAGCAGCAGCAACAGCAGCAACAGCAACGACAGCAACAGCAGCAGCGGCGGUGUUCACAGUCUGAGUUUCAAGGGCACCGGACGGCAUGUUCCCGCCGGAGGACUGAGCUCAGCGGCGGCGGCAGUCACAAACGGUAGCGGUACCGCCAGCGGCAUCAGCGGUAUCAUCAGCGUCGAGGCGCCGCGAAAAAACCGGCCCAAAUUAUCCUCACCAACGCGUCACGGACCGCAGCAGUGUCAGAUUUGUUGCAAGAUCUUUGGAAAUGCCUCGGCACUGGCCAAGCACAAACUGACGCACAGCGACGAGCGGAAAUACAUCUGUGCGCUCUGCUCGAAGGCAUUCAAGCGGCAAGAUCACUUAAACGGACACAUGAUGACUCAUCGGAACAAGAAGCCUUACGAGUGUAAGGCGGAUGGCUGUGGCAAGUCCUACUGCGAUGCGAGAUCCCUGAGGCGCCACUCGGAGAAUCACCAUGCGGGUGGGGCAGCCACGCCCACUCCCACCAGCCAAUCACUUUCGCCCACCGCCAACUCAAGCGGUACGAGCAGUAGUAGUGCCAGUGGUGUGGCCACCAGUUCGCUGAGUCUUUCGCCGGCAACGGCCAGCGGGGAUGCCAGUUCCCCGGACGGAGCCACUUGCAUCCGCACCUACAUUUCCACGGGCAGCUCGGUGGUGGAUGCGGCCACUGGCAUUGCCCUGUCCGACGAACAAAUCAAGGCCAUGAAUCUGCCCAUCAAGACGGGCGUCACCCUGCUGUCGCCCACCACCUCGACCUCCUCGAACGCCUCCUCCACGGCCUCCAGCUCGUCGCUUUCCUCAGCGGGUUCGGGUUCGGGUUCAAGUUCAAGUUCGGGAUCGGGAUCGGGACCGGUAUCUUUAUCUGGUUCCAUUUCCAUGGCCGCCUCUCCAUCUGGCGGUUCGAUGAUAGCCGCUAGUUCGCCCACCAUAACGCUAAGUGAUGGCAUGAGUCUCGAGGGCGAGGGCUUGACCCGCGAACAGUUGGACUUGAUCAGCAAGAUUAUGCAGCAGACGAAGCAGACAAGUGCCCAGGUCACCGUCUCCUCGCCCACCAGUGUCAGCUCCUACAAGAUCAACACCAACUCCUCGCCAUCGCAGAACAGACCGCGCACCUGGAAUAUGCAAUUGCUGAACAGUGCCCAAAAUGUGACCGUCACCGUAGAGGACAACUCCGAUCUGGUGGUGGCUCCCUCCUCCGCCAACUCGCCCGUGGAACUCGUCAAGGAGGAGGAGCUGAGUCCGCAGAUAGUGGGCAACAUGAAUCCCCACCUGCUCAACAUCGUCAAGCUCGACAAGCCCGUCGAGUGCAAUCUCUGCCACCGUAAGUUCAAAAACAUACCCGCCCUCAAUGGGCACAUGCGUCUACAUGGCGGCUACUACAAGAAGGACCCGGAAACGAAGCGCAGCGAGAAGAAGGACUCCAGUGGUCCGCCGCUGCAGACGGCCAGCAUCGGAGUGCGCGCCCUCAUCGAGGAGAAGAUCAUCAGCAAGCGCAAGGACAUGACUAAGGGGUCCUUUGUGGUUCCUGCACCACCGCACAGCAGUGGCACCACCACCACGCUGCGUCGAUCGAUCAGCGACCUGGAGAGCUUCCUCAACCCGAAGAACCCGAGCACCAGCAGUCACACCCAGACGAUGACCACCAGCACGGGCACCACCACGGCGGUUCUGCCGGCGGCAACAACUAUUAAGAGUAGCAAUGGGUUGAGCAUCCAGCAGAUUGGCCUGCCGCAGAGCAUCGAGAUCUUCAGCGGGGGUCAGAAGGGUCAGGCGAAGACGCUCAAUCUGGGCAGUGGCACCAAUACGAUCACCAUAACCACCAACAAUGUGCCCACCACCACGACAAUGAGUGCUCUGACAGCGUUGAAGGCAGGAGGCACCAUCAGUGGCAUUUCCACGGCCACGAAUACGGAUCCCAAGGAUUCCACACUUAUAGAGUUGCUGAAACGGGGCACUCGCAUUGCGGUGACCUCGAAGAAGGCGACCCAAUCGCAGCCCCAGUCUGGCAUAAUGAUGACCUCGAGUGGGACUGGUACAAGUGCCAUGGGGGCCGUCAGCGAGCUGACCAGUCGACAGAUCAUCACCAACAACAACCGCACCGUGAUCAUACCCUCCGAUGUCCAGGUGGUGUCCACCAAGAGCAAGCUGAGCAGUCUUGCCAAUUUGGUCAAGAGUAACCAGAGCAAUCUUUCGCUGGCCGAUGGCACACCACUCGCCCUGACCAUUGCACCCAACCAGGAGAUCUCAGGAGGAGGAGUGGCAGGAGGAUCCAGUACUGGAAGUGUAAUAACCAGUGGAGGGGGUGGAGUCUACACGGUGACCUACACCAGCAGCGAUGGCACCGAUCUCUUCGACGAUGCCGAGGUGUACAACGUCUCGGACACCGAGAUGCUGCUGCAGACGGUGGACUCCAUGGAGCUGCUCAACGACGAGGAGAUCAAGAGUGAACAUUCCGAGGAUUUUGCCAUGCUAAGUGAGGCGGGCGAUAGUGCCCACACCCAGUUGGUCAAGCUGGAGCCGGAGCAGGUGAAUUGCCAGUCCGCAAAUACCACGCCGUUGCCCACCUUCCAGCAAUUCCAUUCCAAGGAGCUGAUCAUGCAGAACAGCUCGCAGAUCCAGGCGAUAGCCAGCAUGCGUAGUGGUGGUUGUGGUGGUGGUGGUGGUGUCCUGGCAUCGCCACUCCACUCGCCCCUUGCUUAUCCCACUCCGCCGUCGAGUCACGAGAACAUGGCCCAGAGUUCGCCCUUCAUCGAGGAUGCAGCUGCUCAGUUUGUGGAUGCCAGCAAUACGUUUUUCGGCGAUAAGACGGACUUCUCGCACAUCUACUUCAAAACGGACGAGGGCGAUGAGGGCACCAUUGAGCAGCUGAACGAGCACGACAACGAAAAGAUCCUCAAGCUGAAGUCAGUGCUGGAGGAGAGCAGCUUCGAUCCUUCCAUCAAAGUGGAGGACUUGCUAAAUGGCACAGACGACGACACCGAAUGUGAUCUAAGGGAGUUUGCAGAGACGAAUCUGUCGUUUCUGGACGAGGAUCAGGAGUUCCUCAAUGACUCGCGGAACGCCACCUCCCCGCUCUCGGAAUCCUUCUUCACCAGCGGCAUUGGUUCGGCGGAGGACGUUAAGCAGGUCCUCAGGGAAGUCCUGCCCGACGAGAACAUGCAACUCCAGCUGAGCAGUGAGCAGCAGGGCGAGAAUAUUAUCGAUCUCUAUUACUUGCCCGGCUUGGGACUGCAAUCUCAGAUGAUGCCGAACUCGGAGGACCCCCUGCUCUCCUCUUCUCCGCGAGAAUUUGGCCAGCAGAGGCAGCAGAUGGCUAUGCAGCAGCCACUGGAUCAAAGCAACGGAAACAUCUACCAGCAGCAGCAGCAGCAACAAGAGCAACAACAGCAGCAGCAACCACAAUCGCAGCAGGAACAACCACAGCAACAGCAGCAACAACAACAGCAGUUGCUGCAGUCACAGCAACCGCACAGUGCACUCAAUCAAACGGAAACAGCGGUGGGUCAGCAGCAGCAGCAGCAGCAGCAGGGUGACUUCAUGUUGCCCCUAGUGGGUGGUCAUGGAUUUGCUCAAGUCACCAGCCAAACCCAGUUUAUGGACAACAGCCAGGGGAUGCAGCCCCUCAACAGCCUGCUGCCACCACUGCUCUAUGGUGGGGCCACCACUUCUGCUCAGAACACCACCGCCGGGGGCAACGAAACCCUGCUCACCACCGAUUGCCCACAAAUGAACGCCAAUCAAGGACAAAUCGAUGGGUCGGGCCUGCUGUUCGCCUGCGGCAAUACCACAACAACCAUGGUUAGCAAACCCCUGCCCAAUCCGCCGAGUGUGGCCAAUCUGCAGCCGCUGUCGAAUCAAACCAAUUCCAUACUGAAGCGACGCCUGCGGUCCAAUGCCCCCCAGGAGACGCACAAGUUCUCCAAGUUCCACACCCUGUCGCCGCAUCGCUCCAAGCUGCGCAAGCCGUCGCGCACCCAUUACACACCGGCACCCAUCCUGAAUCCGGAUCGCAAGGGCACUGGGCUGUACUGCAAUGUGCGCAAGCAACUGGGACAGAAUCUGUUCGAUGCCUUCGACGAUGACUUUGGCGAUUCGGUGGGUCUGGUGGACUUUUCCGACGAGUCCAAGGUCAAUCUCGGCUCGACCUACCAAGCGCAAAUACCCAGCUGCCGGCCGUUGGAGGAAGCCAGUCGGGAGCCACUAAGUGCCGAGCUCAUGUGGAAUCCCGAGGUGCAGGAGGACGACAAGAUCCUGAUGCGCUACAUUGAUCUCAGCAAGUCAUCGGCCGUGCCCAUGGGCAGUCAUUCCGAGGAGGUGGCCCUCCAGACGCUGCUCAAGGCCAAGGGAAACUCGGCUGCAGCGGUUCUCACCCUGCUCCAAACGCAAUCCGGCGCCUUCCAGAUGAAGUGGACCGCCUAUGAGCUGGAGCAGUUCUUGCGAGGAUUGGAGAAGCACGGCAAGGACUUUGGCAAGAUUGCCAGUGAGUUGCAGACAAAGACCUCAGGCGAAUGUGUGCAAAUGUACUACUUCUGGAAGAAGCUGUGCGUGGACUACAAGGUGUCGCAUUUGAAGAUGGAACCAGUGGUCGUGAUUGCUCCAGCGGUGGAGAAGCCCUAUGUCUGCGAGAUUGCGGACUGUUCAGCGAGCUUCAGUUCGAAAGCGGCGCUGCACGGCCAUGUUCGCAUACACGCUUAUGGCCGCAGUGCCAGCAGCAUCACGAACAACAGCAGCAGCAGCAACACCAACAGCAGUAGCAGCAGCAACAUGCAACAUGUAGCGGCAAUUAGUGCCAAUUCCAGCAGCAACAACAGCAGUAGCAACACCUACGCAUGUGCAACGCUCUCUAGCAACAACUGCAGCAGCAACAGCAACUUAACCAGCAAUACUACACCAGCAGCAGCAACACACGCCGGCAACAUGAGUCAAAACGGCAGCAACAACUGUAAUACCAAUGCGAAUGCCACGACAGCAACAUCGUCUGCGCUUUCGGCCACGCCCAAAUUGGAAUCAGCUACUUUACCAAUUGCCAAGGAGGGCGAGUUCCCCUGCAAGGUGUGCGGCAAGGUCUUCAAUAAGGUGAAGAGUCGCAGUGCGCAUAUGAAGACGCACCGCGUACAGGAGUCAGAUCAAAAACACCAGCUGAACCACCAGACGGGCACAGGAUUGGCCACCAUCGCCUCAUCAACCAUCACCACACCGUCGUAGGAAAUGGAUCGGAUCGGAUUGGAUCGAAAUGGAUGGAUACGGAUCAAUAAACCAACAAAAAUCGAUUGACAAUCGCAUUAAGCAAGCAGCAAGCAUUGUUUACCACUGUUAGAAUUUAUGCUUAGACGAAUUUGAGUCUAAAAAUCAAUGUCAUAAUGUACGUAGUAGUUAAAGGCAUUUCUUCACUAGGUCUAUCUCUAUCUAUCUCUACCCUACUAUCUCUCUCUAUCAAUCACUUCUAGAUCUAUCCCUUAAGUAGAAGACACUGCGACUCGCACUAGUUUGUAAGUCUAGCCAAAGAUUGGUACAAGUUCAAAUUGAAUUGUUAUUGACUAUAUUGUAGGCAAGUGCAAUAUUUAUGUUACGAAAUACGAAAUACGGAGUACGGAAUACGAAUAUGUAAAUGUAAAUGUAUACCUACCGUUUUUUAUAUAGUAGGCGUUUAUUCUGCUCGACUCGACUGUAGAUGAACUCUAAAAACUAUACCAAAACUAUGGUUAAAGCUAAGGCGAAAUCCCGAUCUAUGAUAAAUACUAGUGCAUAAUUACUGUUAACUACAAGUUUUUCUACUUAAAUACUCGUACAUAGUUGCAACACACUACACUGAUACUUUACUAGGGCGAUAAAUGUGUAGGACUUAAGAGAAUCUCUAUAUAUACAUACUUGAUAUAUAAUUACAUACCUAGGUGUACGAUGUAUGCGAUAUAUGAUUGUUGUUCUAGUUUUAACGAAGUUUUACCUAGAUUGUACUUACCUACUACCUACGAACCUAAACUAUUGAACUAUGGCUUAGAGAUACCGAAAACCCAAGAGAAAAUCUAGUGAAAUCAAGUGAUAUUGAGUGAGAUCAAAAACGAUUUUAGCUAAACGUGAACGUGAACAAAAUUCAAUGCACACCCACUGUAAAUGGAAGUUGAAAAAAGUUUUAACUUUACUUUUAACGCGAAAGUUGUAGGUUGUAAGAUACACUGUAAAUAAGAGUCUAGCAAAUUAACCGAUAAGGAAGGAUAUCUUUCAAAUUCCUCCAAAACGCAUAAAAGACAUUAAUCUAUUUGUAAUUCUAGAUCCCCUUAUCCCAACCCCACCCCACAAAUACAGACAGACAACGAGGGUUUAAAAUUCGAACUUUGAACUCCAACAAAACACACACACACACACACUCACACUCAAACACACACAGUGCAGUUUUAUAUAGGCCUAGGGUAUACAUAGUUAUUAUAUACAAGCAUAUAUUAAAUUAAAUGGUACAACAGUAAAUCUGCCAGUAAUUUGAACAACAACAAGAAUCACACGUUUUCCAUUUGGACAGUGAGCUAAUGUACUACAACUACAACAAAUUGAUCAAUUGAUUCAACGUUUUUGAGGCCAAAUGCCGCCGGGUGGUAUGUUAUAUUGACAAUGGCGUAACUUAAUCUAGUUUAGUGUAACCCAAAAAGCAAAACCAAAUGAAAAACUCACGUUUAGUCUAAUACCUUCCGCCCCUUUCCACUCCUCUCCGCCACUCACAAAUCCCGCAGAUUCGGACAGAAAUUUGGAAGAUGGGAACUAUUAGCAAUUCUUAUGGUUGUAAUCGCCAGUUAUAGUACUACAGAAAAAUCAGGUGCUGUAAAUGAAAUGGGAGAUAUACAAAUCACCAUCUAUUGAAACCCACUAUUUACUUUCCCUGGCCUUGUGUUCGCAAUAGCAUUAGUAACCAAUAGUCAUAGAAUAAGUUGACGGACGACAUAAUUCUUGCAUAUUUUUCGGUGUUAUAUACAAUAAGCGUAAGCAGAUAUACAUAAAAAGCAAAUACAGCUACAGCAGCCCACCAUAAAGCACCUUCGAAAACUGUUUGUUGUGGGCCUUCAGAGCCGUUUAAACUUUAAAGACUUUCUCGCGUACAAAUACAAAACCGAAUACCUACGAAUACCCUUUCAAUCUGUAAUGGCCAUCCUUUGUUGUGUGCGUUUUCCCCUCAAAAGUCUUUAUUUUUCAUUUCCAUUUCCGUUUCUGUUUGAUUCUGUUCUAUGCUCAAAUGCCUUCAAGCGUAAGUCUUAAGUAUUAUUAAAUGAAGUAUCCACAAAUGAGUGUUUAUCCUUAAGUAAGUGUUCAAAUCUAGACUAAACGCUAGCCUAUAAGUUGACAUGUGUGUGCAAUUUGUUGCUUUUCAAAAAAGUUUCGUAAAGACAGAGAAAGGAUAAAUGUAAGGUUAAGCAACUGCUCGAACGUCUAGUCAAAUGCAGUAGAUAUAUCUACUAUCACCUAAUUUAUUUAUAGUUUAUUUUAAGUUUCAUUUUCUGUGCCAAAAUGUUUAUCGUUUACCAAUUAAAUGAUUUCAACUGUUUCAUUUUUCACACGAUCGUCUUGCCUUUUUAUUUAUCUACUAUAUUUCCUAGUUAAACCAAUAACAAACAAAAUAGUAAAGGACAAUCUGUGACACUUGUUUUCAAGCGAUAAUUUCCGGAAUCAUCUGUAAGAACUCCGCCUCACUCACUUUAUUCGAAUACUCUGCGUUGUGAUUGUUCAUUAAGCGAAUGUAAAGAUAAACUGUAUUUAUGCAAUACAAAUACGUAUUUGAAAAUAAUAAUCUGUAUAUAGAUGGCGGUCCAAGCGGCUCCAGCUUCCUCAAAAAGCAAAACUAAUUCUAGCUCAAACGUCGAAUUCACUCGAAUCAUCAGUAUAUACAAUUUGCAUUCCAAUUCGAAGUCAUUAGAUUGUUGCAUUUUGUAAAUCAUACUCCCAUAAAUGUCAUACCGAAUAUUAAAAUUAGAAACGCAACAGAAUUACUUCGAAAUACAAUACAAAAAACCAUUUGAAAUUGAAAACGAUUGAUAAUAGCUAUUAGACAUAUCAAUUUUAUUUAAACCGAAUUGAGAAAUCCAUUCAAAAAAUCAAAAAAAAAAAUAUAUAUAUAUGUAUACAUAGUCCUGUGCAUGUUUGCAUUCCUGUUUAGCCAAGUAAGAGGACAUUUUAAGCGUCAUCGCAGUAUUUACAGGAUCUUCUGUGAGGCACUUCUCUGGAAUCUUUGCUUUCAAUGUGGAAUCUCAGAGUAUUUAGACUGACGAGUAACAAAACAAUACGAAAUUACGAGAUAUUACUGUGGACGCAUUCCAUAAAACCUUCGUUUCUGUGCCAAUAAUUAAAGACGCGAUGUAUUGCGAGACAAACUUUACCGCUCAGUAUUAUCGAAAUGCCCGAUUUCCGAUGGAAAAUCGAUCGGGCAGAUCGGCCCUGCUAUGAUUAAGUACCAUAUACAAAUAACUACACAAAUCUACGAUGUAAGUUUUAACUGUAAUAUGCAAUGAAAAACACUUUUAUAAAGAAGCAAACUGUUACUUUAUGGCAUUUAGUUGAGAUGCUGUAACCUCUUGUUGAUCGUAAAUUGUACUUAGCUUGUAAUACCUAUUUAACUCGCAGACACCCACACCUACACACCCGAUUACGGCAUAAACAAAUAGAAAAAAAAUGUAUUUAUACAGUGCUAAUACUAAUAUUCUGAUAAGAACGAAUAUUUUAUGGUGCAUCUACAUAUGUACAUAAUAAGAGUAAAUGUUUUCAUGGUUGUAAACUGAUGAUCAAAAAUAGUUUUAAACAAUUUUACAUGCUUUUAUUUAAAUGCAGUAUUACUUCUAUCUUGCUUUACACUUUUUGGUACCUAAUAAUAUUUAAUAAUAACGUCACUUAUAAUGUAUUUCCUUAACGUUCGUUUACCAUCAUUGAUUGUGUUAACCAGACUUACAAUCUCACAAACGAUGCAAUGGAUAAGUGAAAUAUUUUCUGAACAUUACACACACACUUUGAUAAGAAAUUAUCCGUGUAAGCGAUAUUUAAAAAAACAAAAAAUCAUGAAUAUUCCCUCCAAAUAAUUUUUAAAAAAUUACGUAUUUGCUAGAAGUCAAAUCUCUGAUAACUGUAAUGGAAGGCGGUGGUUCUUGGGGACUUUAGCACACUGAGAAGGAAACUGUCUAUAAAAUGAAGGAAUACUGUAUUUAGCAUGAUGUUACCAGUUACAUUUAACGUAAUUACAAUUACAAUGAUUAUUGUGUAUUGCAUGUGUAUGUGAAGUGUAUGUAAUUACAAAAGUAAACUCUACAAAAAAGAGAAACUAUGGCACACUUUUGCCAUUUAAUAGUAGUCAAUUCUUCUAAACGCAUUAGGUUAUAAGUGGGAUGUGACAGCAUGAUGAUAUAUGACAUAUAUGGACACUAUUUUCUAAACGUAUUACAACAAUAAUUUAUGAAUUUGUUGGUAAUUUUAUACAUAUAUAUACACAGUUACUUUUGUUAGCUAGCAAAACGACAACGACAACUUUAGGUAGCGCCGAGGUAGAUAAACUUUAUGAAUGUUGUACCCAACGCCCACGCCCCGGACACCCAAGCGAGAGCACAUUGUACAGGCACGAACCUCUUGGCGGGACGGGUCCUGGAUUCCCAGAGUCCUGGAUCCUGUCCCCUACCAAUCCUACCAAGCUAGUUAGGUCCGCGUCCCUCAACAAACACGUUUUCUCCUCAUCGACACUGUACACUGUACACUGUACACUCUACACACUCCACACUCACUGAUUACAAUUUCUCUGUUGGAUCUGUUGUACUCUGCCAUUUUUGGUGUGAUAUUCUAUUGGUUGUGGCGGCUAUUUUUAAAUCCGCUUUACACAUUGUUGCAUUUCUACUAAUUGUAGCUGGCCUAAACUGGGUCACAAACAUGACAAACGAAAAAAAACGAAUACUGAAAAACCAAAAAUGUAAUUAAUAUUAUAUAACUUAUUCAAUUUCCUGUUGUUGUUUUCGGUUGUACAAUGGUUUUUAUUGAACUCGUUUUGACUAUCUGUAUCUGAUUGCCAAACUCUGUUAACUAUUUUAGUCCAUACAUACGUACAUACAUACUUUUAGGUUUAAGCACUUGUAAUUUAAUCGAACAUGAUUUGAGCAAACUUAAUGAAAACGAACUAAACUUACAAAAACACAAAAUGAAAAUAAAGUGGUGGUCGUAACUAAUCAAA